Hydra vulgaris (swiftwater hydra) is the source of this 339-nucleotide messenger RNA. The record is from RefSeq and is a predicted model, not a curated record. NCBI's taxonomy places the organism in Eukaryota, Metazoa, Cnidaria, Hydrozoa, Anthoathecata, Hydridae.
AUGAAUGAUUCUUGUAGUUUAUUGAAUAUAGAUCAAGAUGGUAUUAAGAUUGAAAGAGCUAUUAAAAAAAUCAAAGAUGAAACAAAUAUACUAAAGGUUGGUCUUCAUAUGCUACCAAAGGAAGUGCUGCUUUUAAUUUACGUAGUACCGAAAAAAAAAAUAUUACCGUAUCAACGUAUAUUAAUUUCUACUGGUGUUUUCAUAUCACAAAUGGAUCGCGAUCUUCAAGGUUGGAUUACAUACAAGUCUGGUUUAGCUAUACAUAACGGUAUAACAGUUUUGAAUUCACCUGGAAUUAUCGAUUCUGAUUAUAGAGGCGAAAUUCAUGUUAUACUUUAA